Malassezia vespertilionis is the source of this 1575-nucleotide messenger RNA. It is a transcript of the gene MCT1, whose product is annotated as [acyl-carrier-protein] S-malonyltransferase. Bases 1 to 1575 code for a protein of 524 amino acids. Gene Ontology annotation, cellular component: mitochondrion; fatty acid synthase complex. Gene Ontology annotation, molecular function: fatty acid synthase activity; [acyl-carrier-protein] S-malonyltransferase activity. The record is from RefSeq and is a predicted model, not a curated record. The transcript is spliced from 2 exons. NCBI's taxonomy places the organism in Eukaryota, Fungi, Basidiomycota, Malasseziomycetes, Malasseziales, Malasseziaceae. Gene Ontology annotation, biological process: fatty acid biosynthetic process.
AUGGCAUCCCCAGGCGCACGGCUUCCUGAGCAGCGCACAUUCUCGCAGCCCUCUUCAUCUUUCAAUGCUUCAUCAUGGGUUGCGUCCGGUGUUGCGCCGCCGCUGGGCGGUGUGAAUGCUGCCGGCACGGGCGAAGGGUACAAAGGCAGGGAAAUGCGGCAAAUGAAAACCGCCCUGAUACUUCCUGGCCAGGGAUCCCAGUAUGUAAGCAUGUCUGAGGACCUGUACAAUUUGUAUCCAUCUGCCCGACGCGUCUGGCACCAGGCAGAGAAAACACUGACUGCUUUUAUAAAGGGCCAACCAGUCGAUGGGGGCGACGCGUUUCAACCUGGCGCGUCUCGUGAGAAGUUCGAAAAACAGCUCCUGGUAGGGACUGCAUUGGAGAAGAAAUUGAACAAGGACAUGCCAUUGCACCAGGGCUGGUUCCUCGACCUGGUCUUUCGCGGUGAUCAACUGCAGCUGACAAGCGCAGAGAAUGCCAAGCCUGCUAUCUUUACAUGCACAAUGGCACUUCUGACAGUGUUGCAAGAAGAAUUUGGUAUUAACCUGGCGGAGGAAAAGAUUGACUGGGUUGCAGGGCACGGCACUGGUGAAUAUGCUGCACUUGUCAUCGCUAAAUCCAUGCAUUUUAACGACGCAAUUCGUGCGAUUCGAUACCGGGGGCUGGAAGUGAUGAAUUCUCUUGCAAACAACCCGGUCCUUUUUCCCGAGGGAUGCACACGUCCCGAGAGCGUGUACGAGACGUGGGGCUUUACGAAUGCAGCGAGUGGGAAAGGAAACCGGCUACUGGGCGAAGAGGAGGGCGUCGUGGGCGCACUCGCUACACAAAGGAGCAACGACGGGCGCAGAUCUUCGUACUGGAAAGGAACACAAGUGAGUGCAGUGGUGCUGCGUCCAGGACGCUUGGAUGACGCGCUGCAGGAGGUGGAGGUGGUGCAAUCGGAAAUACGAAAUGGCGCUAUUCCUGGCGUGGCGUGUGAUGAGUUUGUCGCCGUGUCCAAUAUCAACUCGCAGCUGCAAAUUGUUGUCUCAGGCACUCGUGUGGGUGUAUCGUACUUGUGCGAUAGACUGCGUUUCAAACAGUUGGGCGCGCGUGCGGUCAACCUUCCCGUCGCGGGUCCUUUUCACACUUCCAUGGUCGCUGACGCAGCGAAAGCGUACAAGGCGCUGGUAGAUGAAAUUCCGAUUGCACCACAUACUUCUUCUAUGCACAGUGUGUCAUCUGUGACUGGCGAAGUGCACAAUGACGUGGAACGCACCCGGGAAGACUUGGGCAAAGCACUUGCCUUACCGGUCCUCUGGAUGAAAACCAUCAAUACGCUGAUCGAAAAUGAUGUGCAUAGAUUUGUGUGCGUUGGUCCCGGUCGCGCAUGCGCGUAUCAGCUCAGUAAGGAGCUGGCCUUCCGCGAGCAGAAAAAAGAACCCCACGGCAUUCGCAUGAAUCCAAGCCCCACCGCCGACACACUCGACCUGCCAGGAUCGGAAUAUGAGGUAUGGAGUGUGUCCACAUCACAAACAUUGGAGCAGCUCGCACACGCACUCAAGAUUGCAUCUCAUGAUCAUGCUACUAUAUAA